AUGCAGAUGGACAGUGAAUUGGUCAGUGCAAUUGGGAGAGGUUUGUGUGUUCUGGUGGGAAUCAAGAGAAGUGACAACCAAUCAGACAUUGAAUACAUGGUUCGAAAAGUUCUGAACACCCGAUUAUUUGAAGAUGAUAAUGGCAAGAGGUGGAAUGUGAGUGUGAAGGAGAAACGGUAUGAGAUAUUAUGUGUGAGCCAGUUCACACUCUAUGGGAUAUUGAAGGGCAAUCGACUGGACUUUCACAAUGCAAUGAGUGGAGAGGAUUCACAGGCAUUCUAUGAAAAAUUUCUGGCUGAACUAAGGAGUCAGUAUGAUCCAGAUCUUGUCAAAGAUGGAAGAUUUGGUGCAUACAUGCAAGUUGACAUUGUGAAUGAUGGACCAGUCACAAUUGAGCUAGAGUCUCCUGCAAAAAAAGAAGAAUUACAAGCUGCAAUGAAUGGAGAAGUGGUGUGUGGAAUUGGACGUGGUGUCCUUGUACUUCUUGGCAUUCGGAAGCAAGAUACUGUGAAGGACAUUGAGAAAACAGUGAGGUCAUUGUUAGAUGCAGCAAUCUAUGAAGAUGGAGAGGGAGAGAAUUUUAAUGCCACUGUGAAAGAGAAGAAUCUUCCUGUUCUGGUACUGAGUCAGUUUGCCCUUUAUGGUGGUCUCAAUGGGAAUAAGCUCCAGUUUCAUGAGUCAUUGACUGGAGAUAGUGCCCAGCAGCUGUACAAUGACUUCAUUACAACACUCAAGAAAGAAUAUGAUUCUGAUCAAGUACAUGUGAAUGGAGAAGUGGUGUGUGGAAUUGGACGUGGUGUCCUUGUACUUCUUGGCAUUCGGAAGCAAGAUACUGUGAAGGACAUGGAGAAAAUAGUGAGGUCAUUGUUAGAUGCAGCAAUCUAUGAAGAUGGAGAGGGAGAGAAUUUUAAUGCCACUGUGAAAGAGAAGAAUCUUCCUGUUCUGGUACUGAGUCAGUUUGCCCUUUAUGGUGGUCUCAAUGGGAAUAAGCUCCAGUUUCAUGAGUCAUUGACUGGAGAUAGUGCCCAGCAGCUGUACAAUGACUUCAUUACAACACUCAAGAAAGAAUAUGAUUCUGAUCAAGUACAUGAUGGAGUGUUUGGAGCUAAAAGGGAAGUCACAGUCAGCCACGAAGGACCCCAUACCUUCUAUUUUGAGUCAAAGUGGAAGUGCGCGCGUGAAGGCAUCGAAGACGACCAGACCUCGGCGAGCUGUCAGGCUUCCACGUGCGAACACUCGAUUGCACCUGACACCGAGGGGAGGAGAGAAGAGGGGCAGGGAAGCCAACGUGGUAGUUCAGAGCACUGGUCCCCUGGUCUUCCGACGAAUCCUAAAGCCAAGUGA
This is a messenger RNA of Darwinula stevensoni, 1344 nucleotides long. The record is from the annotation of a GenBank genome assembly. Lineage: Eukaryota; Metazoa; Arthropoda; Ostracoda; Podocopida; Darwinulidae.